Mastomys coucha (southern multimammate mouse) is the source of this 6505-nucleotide messenger RNA. RefSeq names its product SERTA domain containing 2 (gene Sertad2). NCBI's taxonomy places the organism in Eukaryota, Metazoa, Chordata, Mammalia, Rodentia, Muridae. Gene Ontology annotation, molecular function: transcription regulator activity. The transcript is spliced from 3 exons. Bases 1215 to 2165 code for a protein of 316 amino acids. Gene Ontology annotation, cellular component: nucleus. The record is from RefSeq and is a predicted model, not a curated record.
CACGGUUACUUGCGUGACCGACUCGGGCCAGGCGGGCUGGAGGACGGCGCGGGAGGAGGGAGCCGGAGCGCGGGCCCGCCCGCUCCUCACCGCCAGCCUCUCCUCCUCAUUGGCCACAGGCCGGCGUCCAUCACCCCCAGGUGGCGUUCGGAUUGGCGGAAAGCGCACUUCUAGAACGAGGAGGGCAGAGUGACUCCGCGUGGUCUCCCGCGGCUCCUUUUCUCCUCCCCCUGCUCAACGUCCACCCACCUCUCCCCACCCCCAUCACUUCCCCCGCCCGGUGCUCGACAGUGUCCUUAGAAGACUCAUUGGGCCAGGGGCGAAGCCAGCCACCUAGCGAGCCCCACCGCCAUUGGACUACGAUCACGCCCGUCACAGCGGCACGCCCUACCAUUGGGCAUCCUCGCUGCGCUCCCGCCCCGCCGCCUCCUCCCUCGCGGCUCUCCCCGGCCCCCUACCCCGCCCGCCCCGCCGCUCCUUCCCGGUCCAGCUGGGCGGGGACUGCCCUAGGACUCUUUAAAGUCUGUGAGUCACUGCACAACCUAUCAAUCCAAUUAAAUGUCUUGAGCGAGCCGAGCGGGCGGUGCUCCCCGCCGCCGGCCGCCCCUGCUAUCGGCGCCCCGCUAUCCAUGGCUGGCUGGCUGUACUCCUCCCGGUGCGCCCUCCUCCCGCAUCUCACCAGCCUCGGCAACUUCCCCUCAGCUAGCCUCUGCCCCCAGGCCGCCACGGCAUGGGCUAGACCCCGAGCCGCUUCUUGCCGUCUCCCGUCCAGUCCGCGCGCGGUCUCGCCCCUUUAGCCCGUCUCGCCCGUCCCCGCCGUUUCCCCGACAGUCAGUCCAUCCCUCGGUCGGCUUUCCUUCGCGGGGCAGCGGUGGAGGACCAGCGGGCUCCGUAGGAGCGGGAGCCCCCACCCCGCUCCUCCUCCCGCUCCUCCGCGCUCCCACUCGUCGGGAUCCCCGUCCCGCACCUAGGGACGCGCCGACCGACGUCCUCUCCCCGCGGCCGUACGACCCGCCCAGGGGCUGGACCCGGCGCCCAAUUCUUCGCGGAAGAAACUGACAGUGGCCUACUUAAGUCAGAAGUGGUGUCGGGCUCUCCAGCAUUGCUAAGAAGGCUGAAAAUGAAGAAUCCAGAAAGUUGUGGGCCUGCACCAGAGGAGGACUAAGACAGGAUGGGCCCUGAAUCUGCUGUCACUCAAAUAGUAGUUGAGAUAUAUGUUGGGUAAAGGAGGAAAACGGAAGUUUGAUGAGCAUGAAGAUGGGCUGGAAGGCAAAAUCGUGUCCCCCUCCGACGGUCCAUCCAGGGUGUCUUACACCUUACAGCGCCAGACUAUCUUCAACAUUUCCCUUAUGAAACUGUACAACCACAGGCCUCUGACAGAGCCCAGCUUGCAGAAGACUGUCUUAAUUAACAACAUGUUGAGGCGGAUCCAGGAGGAGCUCAAGCAGGAAGGCAGCCUGAGGCCUGCAUUCACCCCUUCUUCCCAGUCCAGCGACUCACUAAGCGACAGCUACCGGGAGGCUCCGCCUGCCUUCACCCACCUGGCCUCGCCUCCUGCUCACCCCUGUGACCUAGGAAGCACUACACCCUUGGAGGCCUGCCUCACCCCUGCCUCCCUGCUUGAGGAUGACGACGAUGACACUUUUUGCACUUUGCAGGCUGUGCACCCUGCAGCUCCCACCAGACUCUCUUCUCCAGCCCUCCCAGCAGAGAAGGACAGCUUCUCCUCUGCCUUGGAUGAGAUCGAGGAGCUCUGUCCCACAUCUACCUCCACAGAGGCUGCUGACGCUGCAGCCCCUGAGGGCUCAAAAGGAACCUCCAGUGAGUCCAGUGUCCAGAAACCUGAGGGGCCCCAGGAAGGCCGCACAGAUGACUCAAGAUUCAUGGACUCUCUGCCUGGGAACUUUGAAAUAACAACGUCCACGGGGUUCCUGACAGACUUAACCCUGGAUGACAUCUUGUUUGCCGACAUUGAUACAUCCAUGUACGAUUUUGACCCCUGCACAUCUGCAUCGGGGACAGCGUCAAAGAUGGCCCCUGUGUCAGCUGAUGACCUCCUCAAGACCCUGGCUCCCUACAGCAAUCAGCCUGUUGCCCCAAGUCAGCCUUUCAAAAUGGAUCUCACAGAGCUGGACCACAUCAUGGAGGUGCUUGUUGGCUCCUGAGACCUGGGCCCCCAUGACUGCGCCCAGCCAGGCCCUGCACCUGGGACUCCAUGACUGCACCCAGCCAGGCCCUGCACCUUUGCAGCCCCGACAGUUUCUCCACACUGUGCAUGGACCCUUGCUUGCCUUUUUCAGAGAAAAAGAAAAUUUUACAAAAGGAUCACACUAGUAUUUUCUUCAAGCAGAGUUGGAGUGCCUUCAUUCGAGUAUGACCACUUUUAACACACUCUUCUGAGUGGGUUCCUCAGAGCCCUGCUGCCCUGGCGUAGGAGAGCAGACAUUUGAAGACUGUGUUGCUAAUGUUGAAAGGUGAACACGAACAGUUCAAGUGAAGCACAAGGAUUAAGUUGGAAAAGCUGUAAAUUGCAUGUGCAUAUUUGUCUAUUUUUUCUAUAAGUUUUAUUGCAAGAGGUAAAAAAAGAAUAUAUAUCUAUAUUAUUUGGAUAAUCUCAGUACCUUUUCUGGCGUUUUGCCCUGUGUAAGUUGACUUGGCAAUUCAGCCUUUUUAGAGGCAUUAACUACUCGUAAGUGUUGCAUUUACAUGGCUGUUUAGAAAACUGCUACCCAAAUUUAUUUUAUAUUUUUGUACAGAUUCUGCAGUUUAUGAUAUUGUUUUUCUAAAAACAAAUGCUGUUUAUACAUAUGAAAUAGCUAUUUUGAUAGGAUUUGCUCACAUAGUUCCUGCAAACGUGAGAUGUACAAGUUGCACUUGUACUUUUAUAGGACUUGUAAUGUUUUAUAUGUGUAUGGUGCAAGAGAGAAUCUGAUCACGUCAAUCUGCAGUUGAUGUCCCCAGUGCAAAUACACAGCGCUUUAAUAAAGGGCCAGGUGAUCUGACACCCAAAUUUCACAAGCACCAGCCCCUGGCACGGUCACCCGCCACCCGCCAGCACUGUGACUUCCAAAGCCCGAGCCCUGUCUGCUCAUCAGACUUGCAUUAAGCAGUUGGCGGGGGAGAUGCCUGUGUAUCUCGGGGUGGGGAGGACAGAGCUGAUGUGAUGGGCACCUUAGCUCCCUCUUUUGAGCAGAGGCUGCAUCAUCUGAGUGGACUCAGCAGGGUGUGGUGACACACCCCUGUAAUUCCAGCAUUUGGGAGGCAGGGGCAGGUGAAUUUUUGUGAGUUCCAGUCCAGCCAGAACUAUACAGUGAGAACCCUGUCUCAAGGUGUGUGUCUGCGGGGAGCGGGGGAGCAGGGGGAUCAAAACAAAACAACUGUAUUUAUGCCAAGUUGCUGUUUGAAUUGUUUUUAUUUUAAUUUUUUAAAAUGAAAACUCCAGUCUUUCCCUUUUGGCAUAGCUUUUAUGAUGAGACCACAAUUUUACACAACAAAAUUUUACAGCAAGCAACUGACCUUUUGCUGGAGGUGAGCCCUGCUUCAGUCCUUAGGUCUCCCCAGAAGGCACCCAUCAUGUUGCUGAGCUGCCUCUCCUAGUGUCCUUUCCCUGGAGCUUUUGUUCCCUCUGUUGCUAAGAGCUGCAAAUGGCAUCUUUCUGAUCAGCACAGUGAGCUAGCUCUGUGCACCUCCACCAGCCGGGACGCGCUCACGCUCGCUCUCCUGACAUCUGUGACUAGAGCUGCAGUCCACAGCCUUAUGUCAUGGAGUCCAAUCUGGUUACUUUCCUUAAUUAACUGCUAAUUUAACUACACUUUACAAAGCUGUUAUUCCCAAAUACAUAGACAGGAAUUUCUAUGCAUGUGUUUCUGGCCCUUCCCCUCCCCCCCCCAUGUGCUGGCUCCUUAAGCAGCUCUUUAUUUAGCGAUCCCCCCACCCCACACGUGCACCCGUGAGAUGCGGUCGUUUGUCUUAGUGUACCGUGCCUGUUGCUGACACCGCCUUUCUGUUUCACGGCUCGCUCUUGCAGUGGUACUUGAGCGGUUAAGUGCGGGUUACAACCUAGAUCAUUAUGCACAUGGCUUCUUUAGAAAUAACUUUUAUAUUUAUUUUUUAAAAAUAAAACUUAAAUUAUGGGAUUUUGUUUUUGUUGUCUUAAUAAAGACAUUUUGUCAUUUGUCAAUAUACAGUCACCAACCAAUUCUGCUCACUUCUUGCCAUGGAUAAAAUGGGUGUUUCUGGCCAAUUAAAAAGAUAAAUUUUAUAAAUGGUACUUUAAACAAGCCAUAGAUAGUUUUAUUUUUAUAAUGCACAUGGCAAGCAAAUGCAUUUGUGAUGAAGGAACUGCUCAUCCAAGCAGAAGAUUUGUGGAUGGUGUGAUUAAUAUCUUUUUACCUUUUCUUCACUCGAAUGUGUCUGACAAGCUGAUUAUCAGCUCUGGAGCAGUGAGAAGCUGAUCCAGCUGUUCUCCCACAGGCACCCUCCACCCUCUCACCGACCUACACAUGUGUCUCCUUUCGUGUAGGGUCAGGGACCAUAUGUAAGGUGAGGGUUGUUGUACACGCUUCCAAGUGUCAUUGUGCCUGUCCAUUUUAAGAACUGUUCUUCCUUGUAGAGAGCAGAUCUGCCCAUACUCUGUGUGUUUUAGAACUGGAGGAUCCUGUGAACUGGCCACAUGCCACACACAUCUGCAUACAUGUGCAUAUACAGUAGUGUUGAUUAUUCCCAGCAAAAAUGGCACAAAGCAGUUGAUUGCCAUUGUCAAAAACUGAUUUACAGUAACUUAGAACAACUGUACUUUUGUUGGAUUAGCAAAUCGUGUGUUUAAACAAUCCCAUAUGUUGGGCAACAGUUCAAAUAAGCACAGAGAAGCAUUGCCCAAACUUGGUUCUCUAACUCUAGUGCAUUUGUAAGGCUGGGCUUCAAAAUCAAAACACCCACCCUCAACACCGGCAGGCAAAGUGCUCGCUCACUCUUGAAACAUUCAUGGGAAGCUACCGCCCCAUUUUCAGGGAGAGCAAGCCCACCGAGAAUUAAGACUGUCUUUGUGUCCUAUUUAUAGUAAGCCAUGUCCCAACAGGGAAGAGCUGGAGCCAGAGUGAGAUCUCCCAGUCCGAAUUUGAGUGGGGGAAUGUGCUUCCAGAUGCUUCCUGGCAGUGGUGGCUCACCUUCACAAAGACAGCCUUGUGGCAUCUGAGCCAGGCAGACAGCCUGGGGUGCCUGGGCCUGAAGAGCUUGUUGACAAUGACGUGCAAUGAUGUGACAAGGUGAGAGCAGAAUCCUGAGAGACUUAAAGGGAUGGAUUUCCCCAUAAGUUAUUUAUUCCUUUUUUUUUCUGUGUAAAUAUAUUUAUUUUAUUGUUGGCGCUCUAAUAACACCCUGGUGGUAUGGUGCAGAAUGUAUGGUAGAAAUGUAUUCGUUGUAAGAACAUAGAUCUGUAUGUAUUAAAGGGGGAGCCAUGCCAGCCCCCACCUGUCUCUUCAUCAGAUACACAGUCCACAUUCAUUUUUAACUCUCAUCUCCAAUAUGGGUCUAUUUAAAAUAUGCAAAAAGGUAUGGAUGAGGAAUGUUUUAAUACCUCCAAAUUUUUAAGAAAAUCAAGCAUAAAAGAGUUGAUAAUUUUUUAAAGUUUUCUUAGUAGCACUUUCUCUUGAUGACGGAAGGGCAACACACAGGCACCCACCUUCAUACCAAAGGGUGAGAAAUGGCCACAGCCUCCUACCCGCUCCAGUGUCUUUAGCAAUUGAGCUCUCUAUCGCCAUAGCCCCAGCCAUCCUGAGGUCAAUCAAGGAAAAUUUCUUAACGACGUAAGCUCCAAAGAGCCAAAGUAUCAACUUACGGAUCAUUUUUAAAGCCUAAAUUUCUUAACCACCUUUGCAGUAAACAAUGAAUUAUGAACACUGCAAGGGCAGCCUUCUUAAAUGACAGACACAAAGACUGCUUGUGCAGCGAUCGCUACUCUACUCUGUGAAUUGUCUUAAUUGUAAAACCUUGCUCUUACAAAUUGAACCUUUUUACAUUUCUGAAAAUAGCAGAAAGAGCAUAUUUGACUUGUCCUAGCUGUAAGUUCUUGUUGCUGCCCGGCACCUGGAUGCCAGCGGGUGUGCAUCCCCUCGUGUGCGACUGUCUCCAGUGCUUCCAAGGAUGACUCUACAUGGCUCUUGGCCAGGAUCAAACGCUCUUGCAGACAAAGCCAGUAUAGAUUUUGGACUUCUUUUGGGGAAUUUGGGAGAGAAGAGUAGUCCAUUUGUACAGCUGAAGUGUUGAAAGUGUACAUGGGGACAUGUUGGUGCAUGGAUUUUGAGGAAGGAGGUGUGACCUUUCCCCACAGACCUGAGAGCUGUGCCUUUUCUAUGCAAUAUUACAGACGUCACAUCAGAACCCAGAGGGCUGUGUUCAAUGUAGAUUCAUUCAGGCUGUAUUCUAAACAAUUGGACAGAUUAAAUGUACAUGGAAUGAGCAGUCUUUUGUAGUUUUAUAUUAUACAAUAAACAGUUAAAAGAUGAAA